AUGAAGCAUCUAGAGCCGAAAAAUUUCAAAAAAUCCCCUGAAAAGACUAUUGCUCAAGCCAAAAGAUUUGAUGAUAGGGGUGCAGCCGGCAGAACCAUUUUGCUUGGCAACUAUGAUGACCAAGAUCUUCAGAGUGCAGUUGAAACGCUUGAUCUUGAGAGCUCGCUGGUGGACACGAAGACAUUACAAGAUAUGAGUCACGCCAUCGACGAUUUGCGAGCAUGGAAAAAGGCUCAUGAGCAGGAAACGCGGGAUGCGUUAAAUAAACUGCAAUGUAGUCAACAAGAAGAGGAGAAGCUUCAGUUUGAUGAUAAUGAACAACCGCAAGAUGACACCGACAACGAUAGCCUUUUACAGCAGCAACAACGAAGUCGAAACGUGCAAGCAAUUGAUCACCGAAAAGAAUAUGAAGCGUAUCAAUUGGAGUGUAACUUGUUUCCAGCGAAGUCUGAAACCACUGAUAUUGAACAAGCACUACAAAUUACCGACUUUGAAGGACUCGCUUUAUCGAGGCUACGCAAGAAAGUAUUUGAGCUGGAUGUCAAGCAGCGUCAAGAAGCUUUGCUGUAUGAAUUGCAGAAAGCUGAUGCGGAUUUAGAUAUGAAUAUUGUUGACGUCCAGAACUUUACCAGCGAGCUAAAUGCUAUCUUAGCACAGUUUGACAAAAUUACGUUAUGCUAA
Plasmopara halstedii is the source of this 681-nucleotide messenger RNA. RefSeq lists its product as uncharacterized. The record is from RefSeq and is a predicted model, not a curated record. The transcript is spliced from 6 exons. NCBI's taxonomy places the organism in Eukaryota, Oomycota, Peronosporomycetes, Peronosporales, Peronosporaceae. The coding region runs from base 1 to 681 and encodes 226 amino acids.